Molecule: messenger RNA, 1742 nt
Organism: Adineta steineri
Lineage: Eukaryota; Metazoa; Rotifera; Eurotatoria; Adinetida; Adinetidae
Source: the annotation of a GenBank genome assembly
CAGAUAUAAGUGGUAUACUUCAAGGAUAUAAAGAUUCAAUUACACCAGGUACAUGGCAAAUGAUCAAAGAACAGAAACAGGAAUGGGUCGAUGUCUACUCAAAUGAAGAUAUAUAUGAAAUUAUGAGAAAAUCACCGGAUAAUAUUUUAUGCUUAGGUAUUCUUGUUCAACGUAGCGAAGAAGCUGUUACUAAUCCAACGAAAGGUUUAAAACUUUUGAACGUGACAAAUACAAUUAUUUCUUAUGAUUCAUUUAUAAAUGCCAUGAAUGUAGCUAAAAAUGAUUUGCAACAAACACAAGGAGAGUUUACUAUUUUAAAUGAUCUAUAUUGUGUAGCGGGUGCUCUAUCAAAUGAACGAAUUAAUGCUGUUAUACCAUUGUACAUCAACGAUGAACACAUGAAACGAAUACGUAUUCUAGAAGGAAUUUGGCUUGGUUAUCUAUAUACAUUAGAUAGUUAUGGGUAUGAUAAACAACAGGAAGUUGCUAUAUUAAAAUUGCUUUGUGAAAUUAUUCAACAACGUACCGAUACACAAAGACAAAAACAGAUUUUAACUGAACUAGAGAAAGUCUGUCAAUUUAUUAUCAAUGAAUCACAAGGUUUUAAAACAGCUGAACAAUAUGGUGAGAAAACAUAUGAAAAAUUAUUGAAUCGAUUGGUAUUAGUAAACAGUCAAGAAUAUGAUCUACGUAUACCACUGAUGAUUGGUUAUUUAAAAGGCAAUGUAACAUCUGUUCUUUUACCAGUUUACUAUGAAUAUCUUCGACAACAAUAUCAAAAUAAAUAUGAUAAAAGAUCAUUGGAAACAAAGCAGAUUGUAGAAAAUCUUGUCUAUGGUUGUGAAGCAAAACAUCAGACGAUGACUGUCAGUACAAAUAAUCGAGAUAAUAUUACGACAAUUAAUAGCGAUCCGGAUUAUAUCGAAAAAAGUUAUAUUGAUUAUUAUCAUGAUGAAUUAUGUGAACCAAUUCAAUUAUUAAAAGAAAAAAUUAAUAAUGAAAAUCAGAGACUUAUUGUAAGUGAUGCAAUUGAAGUGGAUUAUAUUAAAAGUUUGUUAUUACCAAUACCUGAUUUUAUUAAAAGUCUAUUAAGCUAUUGUCACAUCGAUGAGGAUUAUAUUGAUAAACAUUUAGAUUACGCACAUUUGAGAUGGGAAUUGUUAGUAACAUUUUAUUAUUUGAUUUAUUCCGAUACAAAUAGUGGUGCAUUACAGAAUUUACCGAAGGAAGAAAACAUUCUAUCUGUAAUUGAUCAACGCUUACAAAGUGGUAAAGAACAUGUUGUUGAUUAUGAUUACUCGACGGAAAAUAUUCGUCUCGUGAGUUAUGUUGCUCUUAAUUGUAAAACACUUGAAGGAUUUGCUGGUUUAAUGCGUAAAUAUUGUUCACAAUGUCGUGGUCCAUUAUUUACUGAAAUUUUUAAACAAUUACUUCGACCAGACGACAAUGAGAAUGAUAGCGUCGCUGCGAAAAUAACAAAGAAAGAUAAACGUAUAGCUUUGAUUACAAAUCAAAUUCCAACAACAACGACUAUAAAACCAUUUUACAAUAUGAAAAACUACCAACGGCAAUCAUAUUAUGAUGAACGAAUGGAUUCAUUAUAUGAGUUUAUUAACAAUAACGAGGUUACUGAAAUACAAUUGCAUCAUCUUGAAAAAAUAGUUGUUUAUUGCCGUGGCCGAUCAACACUGCCAGACCGAAAGAGCAGAAAACAAAGAUUACAUUGUUAUGUUUUAUUUUAA